Molecule: messenger RNA, 7968 nt
Organism: Platichthys flesus (European flounder)
Lineage: Eukaryota; Metazoa; Chordata; Actinopteri; Pleuronectiformes; Pleuronectidae
Gene: arhgef40
Product: Rho guanine nucleotide exchange factor (GEF) 40
Molecular function (GO): guanyl-nucleotide exchange factor activity
Source: RefSeq, a predicted model, not a curated record
UUUAUCCGCUGAUAGAGACCGAGGGAGAUCUGAGCCCAGAGAGGAGGAGGAGGAGGAGAAGGAGGAGGAGGAGGAAGUCAUGGAGACUUUUCGACUGUGAGUGAAGCGGAGAAAGUUGUUCUUUUAGUGGAGGAUGCGGAGAGGAAGCGAUGCAGGAAAGGAGCUGAGGACUCUGUUGGGAGUUCCUGACUGAAGUCAUGGGUUCGGAGGCGAUGGAGGACUGCGUGCAGGGGGCGCUCUCGUCCCUGUAUCCUCCCUUUGAGAGCACGGCGCCGCCCCUCCUCUCCCAGGUCUUCUCCGUCCUGGAGUCGACGUAUCAACACGACAGUCUCCGCUACCUCCUGGACUACUUUGUUCCUGCCAAGCCUCUGCACAAGCUGCAGCAGCACGCCUGUUCUCAGUACCUGGGCUGCUUGUUCCUCCACUCCGGCUGGCCUCUGUGUCUGGGAGAGAAAGUGGUCGUCCAACUCUCCACCCUGGACUGGAGGCUCCUGCGCAGUAACGACUUCUACCUGCAGGUGGUGCCCUUCUCCACGCGCUGCCCCCGACUGGCUCUGAAAUGUCUGGCACCCGGCGGGCGCACCGUUCAGGAAAUCUUGGUGCCCGAGUCACAGCACCCCCUUGUGUUCACCUCUGAGUGGCUGCACAGCAUCAACAAAGAGCGAGGCCACAAGAGGGAAGUCGGCGGAGGACUUGACACCUGCCUGGUCAGCACAUGCGAUGGUGUGGUUCGAAUUCCGUGGAAGGAGGUGGUCUACCCAAAGUUCAUCCACGACCCGUCGGAGGAGCUGGGUUUGAUGUCGAACUACGACGGCUCCAUAUCCGGCCGCCUGCCCAGUGAGGGGGGCAGCAGCAGCCUCGGGGGCUGGGGUGGAUCAUCCUCUGGGGAACUGGACUCCUGGUCCUGGGACGAGGAGGAGGAUCUACAGCCGGACGGGCUGGACUCUGGGUCAGCGCUCCCCCGGCGAAGGCGCAGCGAAGACGGGCUUGGGCGGACAGCGAGGCCCCCUCAGCUUGACGGGGACUAUGUGGAGCUGUUGGAGCCUAGGGGGGGUCCGGAUGGGGGGGUCGACCCACGGCAAAGGUACCUGGAGAUGCAUGGGAUCUCCAAGACCAAGACGUUGCCUCUGUGCAGGAGAAGUAAGGCCAUCAAACUCCAAAAUGGCAGAGCUUGGGGGUAUGGGAGAGUGGAAAGGUCAGGAAGCCUUCGGGCGGUUCUUGGUGCUAGAGGAGACGUGGCGAGCCCCAGAGGUGACACCUUAGCUCCUCCUCCAGGAGGCGCUGAGCCUUGCAGAGGGAGGCGGUCUUAUUCCUCCUCUGUCCUUGACUCUGACGAAGGAGAUAAAACCAGCAGGGACUCGGGGGGUGUAGGAAGCAGCCAGCUGUUUUUUGAUGGCCCAUCCAAGGAGAGGAGGCCAGGCGUUGGCAAGGAGAGAGAGAGCGGCGGCCUCGUGCAGCCGGGCAGAGACGAGCUCAGAAGUAAAGACUCAGAGAGCCGCGACUGUUUGGUCACUAACGAAAUCCACAUGUCGAGGAACCACAAGGUGGAGCAUGUGGUAGAGGGCCACUCCGAUCCCGGGUCUCACUCAGACUCGGUCUUUGAGGACACUGAUAAACCACUGAGCGGCGACAGUGACGCCACCACGCCGACAUCAGACGCACCAGAGAGACCGUUCACUGGCGUUCCAGGAAGUGGAGACAUCACCAGCAGUGGGUCCACAACCACGAGUUCCUCUAAGCCGAAGGUGGCAGGGGAACAGGAAGGAGGAAAGACGGAGGACAGGAUGUGUCCCAGAGGAAAGGAAGUUAAAACUGCAGGAUUCAGAGCACCACGGAGGAAAAGGAAGGGGAAGGGGGCCAAAGGAAGAGCCAGGUCGGCCGGGCGUGCACACCACAAGGUCUCGAAGCUGCCGGGUAAAGCUGCUCCGUCAGGUCCGACCUGCAGCUCUACUUCCACAAAGCUGCCGGUCACCGAGGAGAACCAGUCGGGACAAACAGAACCGGCUGUCGAACCGGAUGCCGUGCCCACUGCAAACAAAGAGGCCGCGGAGAACUCCAAGACAAGCGGUCCAGAGACGGAAGCUGAGUCUUUGUCCGUCUGUAACGGACAAUCCGGCACAUCCCUAUUUAACCACUCUGAUGAAGAGCCACAGGCGGCAGAGACAUGUCCCGGUCAACUGAACGGCAUCUUGUUCAAAGAGCCCCCCCUCCUCAGGGAGCUGAACACAGAACUCCUCCAGUCGGGGAAGCUGAAGUUGACAGGGACGGUGGACCGGCUGGGACGUGCUCUGGUUGUCUCGGAGAUGGACGCCUCAGCUGAGGGUUCAUGUGAGGACGAGACGGUUCGGGUCCUGGCCUGCUACCACAGCAUCACCCGGCCGGCAGCCAAAGACAAAGGUCUCACGGUGUUGAUGGACAGCAGACGCUCUCCACCCUCCGCCCGCUGCCUCUCUGCACUUCACAAGUUCCAGCUGCUGGUCCCUGGAGGCCUCGGGUCGGUUCUGGUUUUGUUGGAGGAGCAGCAGGAGGCCGUCGCUCUCCAUGUGGAUGGAGCAGAGGUCCACAUGGUGCAGGGAACCGGGGUCCUGCAGCAGUUUGUGGACAAGCAGCAGCUGCUCACAGAGAUGGACGGAGACUUCGUCCACUGCCACUCAGACUGGCUCGCCUUCAGACUGAGCCUGGAGAGUCUGACAGAGCGUUGUGAGAGCGCCCUCAUGCUGCUGGGAGAGGCGCUGCAGUCGAUGGACACUGAGCCACUGCCAGACAACAUCAAGGCGGUUCCUCUGAGCAUCGACAAACACCGACAGCUGAUGGCGAGCGUCCUGUCCGACCAGCGCCUAACUGAGCUGCAGCAAAGGGGCGGGGCCUGGCUGGCCGGACUGACUAAUAGCACAUCUGGACUAGCACAGAAGUCGCCAGACUGCAGGGCUGCGCUCGCCGCCACCUCCAAACUCUACGACAGCGUGGACGACGCCCUCCACCGGCUCGUCCGCGUGUCCAACCAGAGAGGUCGCGACCUGGAGGCUCUGGGACGACUGGCGGGGCUGGCGGACCAACUGGAAAAGUGCGAUAAGGAGAUCGAGCGAGUCCAGUCCCAGCUGGAGGAUUACAAGGACCCCCCUCUCUCCCUCAGCCGACUCUCCCUCAAGCAGCAGAAGUUUAAGACCUUCAGAGAGACGGCGAAUGAGCUGCACAGCGAGACUCUGUCCGUCCUCAGCGUCCUGGAGAGCUGGUGCGAGCUGGACUGGGGGGGGCUGAGCAACGUCCAGAUCCGACUUCCUCCUGUGAGGGAGAAGCUGAGGGACAUGUCCCACUGUCUGUCUGACUGCUGGACCACCCUGGACAACACCCAGAGGCUGCUGUCCACGCUGACCGAGGCGACCCAGUGGUGUGAUGCCGUCUCCUCCUCCUCCUCCUCCUCCUCCUCCUCUUCGUCCUCUAUCACCUGCCCUCUGGCCUCCCUCCCUCCCAUCCCCCCGUCACGUUUCCAGGACGCCCGCUCCCUGGCUCUGGAGCUCGGCGGGGGGGCGCUGCUGGACCUCUGGACCCAGACGGUGGAGCGCUACCAGAGGACGGUGGCUCAGGUCAAGCCGCGGUUCCUCCAGCCGGACAGGGGCCAGAACCCGGGCCAGGGGAAGCCCAAGACGCCCUCGGCCAGCAGCCUGUGGGACCUGAUGGGCCCCGAGGGGGAGGGCGACUGGGGGCUGGGGGCCGGAGGCAGCGAGGGGGGGCUGCAGUCCUGGGGAUCUCUGGCGUCGCUGUUCAGACCCCAGACCUGCUCCACCCUGAAGAUCGGAGAGGAGAGAGGGAAUAAGAAAGACGGAGCAGGGGGAGGAGCCGGGGGAGGAGCUGGAGGAGGGAAGUUCCUGCAGAAUCUUCUGAAUCCUGGAAAGAAGAGCCCCCCAGAGGCGCCGCUCCCCCCCAAACCCCCCAGGAAGCGCCACCCGAGCUUCGACCUCCAGGCGCUCCUCGCCCCCCGUCGGGGGACAGCCACCCCCAAACCCGCCGAGUCCCCGGUGAGCGGGACGAGCCGCAGCUCCCCCAUGUCCUGGCUGGGGAGACGGGCGUUCGCCGACCCGGUCAUCACCACCGGCAUGGCUGCGGCUAUACCUGGGUGGGGCGGGGGCGGGGCGGGAGGAGGCGUGUUGAUCCGGGGGGUGGAGGUCAGCAGCAAGGAGGUGGUGGACUACACGGGGACGCCGCGGCAGCACGUCCUGCUGGGGAGGACGGAGAGGGAGACGGGGACAGACCGGACCGGCUCAACUCCCCAGAGCAAGCUGUACCUGCUGUGGUGCCGGAUGCUGAGUUCAGAGAGGCAGUACGUGGCCGUGCUGAAGGGCGUAGAAGAGACGUACCUCCCCCUGCUGGAGCUCUCCGACACGCCGGCCUCCAUCAGGGGGAAGGCCAACGCCCUCUUCCCCAACUGGGCCGGCCUCAGCUCCUUCCACGCGCAGAACCUCCUCCCGGCCAUGGAGGGCGCUCUCGUGCAGAGCUUGUUGCAACAGGACUGCUUCAGCAAAUACCGGGAGCAGUUUCUUCAGUAUUCUCACUACAUCCGGACCAAACCAGAACUGGACUCUCCACUGGUCACACAGGCCGCGGACUUCUUCAAGUCCAAACUCCCUGCUGCCUCCCCCCUCUCCCCCCUCUCCUUCCCCCACUGCCUGCAGGCCCCCACCCAGAGGCUGGAGCAGUACUGCGAGGCCCUGGAGGAGCUGGGAGGGAUCAACGCCGCCUCCGACUCCGCCCUCCCCAUCCUCAGACACGCCCAGCAGCACGGCGAGGACCUCAGGGCCAGUGACCUCAUCGUCGGAUGUCCGACCCCCGUGGCGGAGCGUGGCGAGCUGGUGCGGCAGGGCGAGCUGAUGGUGUGUGGCGGAGGUCGGAGGAAGAGGGCGGGGGCGAGGAACGUCUUCCUCUACCAGCACGUGGUCAUCUUCACCAAGCAGAGGAGCCCCGCGCCCGGACGCACGGCCUACAGCUACAAGCACAGCAUCAAGACGGGUGAGAUGGGUCUGACCCAGCGAGUGGGCGACGACGGGCUGAAGUUUGAAGUUUGGGUUCGUCAGGCUCCUCGAACCCGGGACUGCGUCACGCUGCAGGCCCAGGACCGGGAGGGCCGGAAGGCGUGGACUCACGACAUCGCACAACUGCUGUGGACUCACGCCAUCAGCAACACAGAGCUGUGCCUGAAGGAGUCCCUGUGCAUGGGCAUCUCCAGUAAACUGCUGCUGGACGCCUCUGGAACCCCCGGCUCAGAGCUGGACUCCAUCUACAGCCUCAACGACAGAGUCCACAGUAGCUGCUCCGACUCCUCCUCCGUGGGCAGUCAGAAGGAGGGGGGAUCCCCGGCGUCUGGGAGGGACCCCAGGAGAAGCUCUGGCUCAACAAGUUACUCACAGAGUCACUCUCCCUCCACGGCCGUGUAACUGCAUCGCAACACGAAAACUGGACCCCGGACCUUCUGAAGACCUGGUCCUCUCAGCUCCACCGGUGGCCGAGCCGAGCUGGACUUCAGGCAGCGAGGAGACUCUGGUUGAACUUCUCCCACCGGCUCGCUCUCCUUCCCCUUCGCCCCCGAGAACAAAUCAAAUGCCAGCAGAUUAUCUGGAGCAGCGCUGCACCGCUUCCCCCCCCGUUUUAACCCCCCCGCCACCUCCGAUAUGAAAGAGAACCAACAGAGAGCUGAACUCCCCCCCCCACCCAAAAGAGGGAUCAAACUGCCCCUGUUUAGAGCAUGACGAGCACCAGCAGGGCUCUCUGCACUCCGCCAUUUUGGAUCUGCCAGUCUCAGUUGCUGGCAGAGUCAUUGACACCGAAGGCACUUCAGCCACACAGUGCUGCCAUUGUCUGUCCCGCGGCUUCCCACUAGGCCAAACCACUUGGUCUGAACCACUGACUGCCGGCCUGGCUCGCUGGACGCAUCACAUGCUCCGGCCUCUGAUAAUAAACAGGAAGUAAGAUGCCAGGGCGUAAAUCCAGCGUACGAUUUAGAUUUAGAAUGUGUCAUGGACUUUGACUCACAACGCUCAGUGGACGACUCCACACUUCUUCUCUCCUGCCUGUGUGGAAAAGGAAGAAAUGCUAGGUGUGAUUGCAUCUAUGUAAAUGAGGCAGGGGUGGUGUGAGUGUGCACACACACACAAACACACACACAAACACACACACCGAUAGAGACGCACAGUGUCUCUCAACACAUGCAGUCAUUCUUAUUGUUGUCGGACAGUGGAGCACUGUUCACAUGCUCACACACACUCACUGUGGCCAUUUUAGAGGCUGGUACAAAACGACAGGCAGGGUUCCUCUCAGCUUCGCCUGGAUGAUGAACAUCUACCCCAUCGUUAUAAAGUCUGAUCCUGGGUCUGUCUCAGCUCAUGUUUUAGUUUUAUUAACAAGGAUCUACAGGAAAAUCUGUAUUUAGUCUUCUUCAAAGUGUAACUUGAAUAAUGUUCUUGUGUCUGACGUGACUUUAACGUACCGUCUUAUAUACGAUGCCAUAUCCUAUAUGCCAAAGGUUUAACAUGGGUGACUGUGCAAUGUGGAUUUGUGAACACAGAGUGUUGGGAUCGCUCUCAGAUUGAAGGUGGGUCCGUUGCCACGUUCUGGUUUUACUGGUUUCGUCCUUGCCACGAAAAAACAUGAACCGAUUGUUCUUUUAAAAAUAAGGAAUUUGAUCGAUCUGACCUGGAGACGUUUGGUUUCUGGUUCUCGGUUUGAUUCUGGAGUUGUGACGCCUCAGCUACGUUUUAAAUCAAUAGUUUGCACUUUCUUGAGUGAGAUUAUGAUAUCACAUGACUGCAUGAAUAUGGAAUUAAGUUAGCGUAGCUUAGCACUAAGACUGGAAGCAGAGGGAAACGUUUACUUAUAUCACAAAAUUUACGAUUUAACUCAUUCUAUGAUUAGCUUAGCCAAAAGUAUCUGAAGUUAUCUUAGCCUUUGCUUAAACAAGAUAAAACACAUUUGCUCACUUGCUAGCUGGUUCACUUCUUGUGCUAAGCUAAGCUAACUCUUGGCUGUAGCUUUAGACAGAGCUAGCCUCCUCUUGUUUUGCUUUAGCUUCGAGCUAGCUUCCUUUUUACCCCGCUUCAACUUGAUGUGCUAAGCUAACUUUGAUCUUAAGCUUGACUUUGAUGAGAGAAACUGGACAGUGAUGAUCAAGCUUUUAAUUCUGUUAAGCUAAUAAGCACAUUUCAAGAUAAAAUAUGGAGCCAUUGCUUUCGGAUACAGAGUUUUAAAACGAAUGGAACAAAUGAUAAAAAUAACGACUAAAACUCUGCUCCUCUGCCAGGAUCCAUUUAUAGAAAUACAUGUUCUACUCAAAAUUCCAAUACACACAUCAGAACUGAAUACAAACAAAACAAUCAACAACAUAUCUGAAAUCAGUUUCAACAUUUCAACGACGUAGUUCAUGUUUUACGACGGCAAGGACGGGCUCGGUAAAGACCAAUCAACAUCCACUCGCUGGUUUGAUUCUACGUGUGUACUGAACAACACCACGCUUCAGGUACAAGCUGAAACCACCAGGUGGCGUAAGUCGAGUCUGCAGACGACCUCAGCUCUUUGUCACCGUUAUCAGAUUUAGCACGUUUCAUAUCUGCAUCCAAAUUCAGAAAUUGCAAAUGGCCAUCGAGCCGUUUCUGAAUCAAUAUGUAAUUUGUUGGCUCGGAGAAACCCCGUGUGCUUCGUAGCCUUUAGCUGUUUGGUACAUUGCGUUAUAUCGGAGCAGAGUAAUGAGCACCAUCUUUCAUUCUUACUGCAGUAUAGAUUGUCAUAUGCAGACCCCCUCACUUCUAUAUGCCACAGCAAGGCAGUAUUAUUAAUGUAUAGAAACUUUCUCUUUUUCUACGACACACCCGGCCUGAUGUUUACAUUUUUUGGAAGGAAUGUUUGAAAUGCAUGUUUUGCUUAUACUUGAUAAUUGUACUGUUUUUUUUUUUGGUGAUGAAUUAAAACUGGAAGGAAGUUCAG